Cotesia glomerata is the source of this 1736-nucleotide messenger RNA. RefSeq names its product actin-like protein 6B (gene Bap55). Gene Ontology annotation, molecular function: chromatin binding. NCBI's taxonomy places the organism in Eukaryota, Metazoa, Arthropoda, Insecta, Hymenoptera, Braconidae. Gene Ontology annotation, cellular component: SWI/SNF complex; NuA4 histone acetyltransferase complex. The record is from RefSeq and is a predicted model, not a curated record. Gene Ontology annotation, biological process: regulation of transcription by RNA polymerase II; nervous system development. Bases 163 to 1518 code for a protein of 451 amino acids. The transcript has 4 exons.
UGAAAUUGUGUUUGAGGUUAAGUCUGGCGUUCUAACUGCUUUGUUGUUUGUGUAUGAAUAUAAAUAAUAAUUAUAUAAAACAAUAGCCAUUUUUUAUAAUAAAAGCUAUUUAAAACUGAUAAUACUUUAUAUUUCAUCGAAGGUGUUAUUAAAUAAAUAAAAAUGUCAUCAGGAGGUAUGUUGUAUGGUGGAGAUGAAAUAGGAGCGCUGGUAUUUGAUUUAGGACAUCAUUCACUGCGUGUUGGAUAUGCUCAAGAAGAUACUCCGAAAGCCGAAAUCCCAGCGGUGGUUGGUAUCGGAGAGGAAAAUUGUAAUAAUACGGUAGGUACAACCAACAUCGCAACUGGAACUAACAAAGUUGAACUGAUGGACGUUGAUGAUAAAAAACAGGAUAAUAAUAUCACACAGUCUAAGCCUAAAUAUUACAUCGAUACGACGAUACUUCAUGUACCGCGUCCAGGAAUGGAGGUUGUUAGUUACAUGAAGGAGGGUAUGAUUGAAGACUGGGACCAUUUCGAAAAAGUACUAGACUAUACUUACUCGAAAAUAAUUCAAUCGGAUGCUGAAUUCCACCCGGUGCUAUUUUCAGAGGCACCCUGGAAUAUCCGGAGCAAACGUGAAAAGUUGACUGAAAUAAUGUUUGAGAAGUACAACGUACCGGCGUACUUUCUUGUCAAGAAUGCUGUGCUUGCUGCAUUUGCCAAUGGACGUGCUACUGGUAUAGUUGUUGACAGUGGUGCUACACAUACAUCAGCAGUACCAGUGCAAGAUGGUUUUGUACUGACUCAAGCUAUCGUUAAAUCCCCGCUUGGCGGUGACUAUAUUACAAUGCAGUGUCGACAGCUAUUACAGGACAAUGAUAUUGAUUUAUCCCCUGCCUACAUGAUAGGUAGUAAAGAAGUCGUCAAGGAUCACGAAAAACCCCGUUGGGUGAAGAAAAAAGGUUUACCUGAAGUUACUAAAUCUUGGCAGAAUUACAUGGUUAAAAAAUUAGUUCAAGACUUUCAAGCUAGCUCGCUUCAAAUUUCUGAAACUCCUUAUGAUGAAAAAAUAGUAUCCACUAUUCCUGCUGUUCAGUAUGAGUUUCCCACUGGUUAUCACCAGGACUUUUCUUCGGAACGUUUUAGAAUACCUGAGGCACUUUUUGAUCCAAGUAUGGUACAAAUGCGUGGUGGAAUGGUGGGUAACACGAUGCUUGGUGUUGGCCACAUUGUAACGACGAGUGUUGGAAUGUGUGAUGUUGAUGUCAGACCAGCACUUUAUGGCAGUGUUGUAGUUACUGGUGGUAAUUCAUUUAUUCAAGGCUUCCCGGAACGUCUUAACAGAGAUUUGUCGAUGCGAAUACCUUCAAGUAUGAGAUUAAAAUUAAUAAGUGCUAAUGGAUGUGCUGAAAGAAGAUUCGGAGCGUGGAUAGGUGGUUCCAUACUGGCGUCAAUUGGUACCUUCCAACAAAUGUGGAUUUCAAGUCAAGAAUACGAAGAAAGCGGAAAAAGUCAAGUCGAGCGAAAGUGUCCGUAAUCGUAUUUGAUAUUUAUGUUAACUGAUACUUUUCUAUCUAUAUAUAUACAUAUAUAAAUUAAUAUUACUAUUAAUUUUUUUUUGUAAUGACGAAACCAAUUUAUGGUACAAUUUUAAUUUUUCUACAAUACUGCCAAGGUUCACUAGAGUUACGACAAAAAAUGUACACUACUUAUUUUUCAUUUGUAAACUUACAUAUAAAGUAACUCUAUGAAGUA